UAUGCUGCUGCAGAAAACAGCUAAGCAUUAUAUGUGCAUGGAUCUAGCACUGUAGUAUCCAUCUGGUCAGUGAAGACACAUUUUAAACUUUUUUUUUUCUAUAGGCAAUUAGAAAUGCAAAGCUCAGGGACAACAACAGAUCCGUAACUCUGAACUUGCUUCUUUUAUUCUUCAGCCUGGCCUCUCUCCUUUCAAUUCACUAACGAUGGUCCGUGAUCAGAUUGUUAACAGCUUGCCUUUCCAGCUGAAUCAGCAUGAAGUGAAAGCAAAGUGCAACGUUUUGUCACUUACCUUCAAAGCCAAUAUACUUGAAGAUAUUUGUUAAUCAUACACUAAACGUUGUGCACCCGGUACAUGUAAUUCAAGCAAGUAAUUUCUUAGCACAAAACAGAAGUUUGCAGGUGUUUUGUUGCUAUACAACCUUCAAAAACUUCAGGAUAACAGCCGUAAUGAUUAAGGCAGAAAGUUUGCCUCUUAACAGAAGGCAGAAGAAAACAUGUGUUGAAGUCUGUACCAGGGGCUUGGUGAUUCUAUGUACGUUAACAGCAGUCAUUCUUUCUUCCAUUUCAGUAUGUGAUGGUCACUGGCUUUUUGCUGGCAAUAAAGUUUUUGGCCUCUGGCAUUUCUGUACAAUUUCACAGAAUAAUGAUCUGGAAUGUACAAGAAAUCAUAGCAUAGCUAAUGUACCUGGAUUACACAUGGGAGUGAUUGUGUCAAGAUCCUUUUUGUCAUUUGCUGUUGUGAUGGCAAUCUUUGGUCUGGAGCUACUGAUCAUUUCACAGAUCUGUGAAGAUUCGCAGUCCAAAAGGAAGUGGUCGAUGGGAUCCACUCUGCUUGUUUUGACAUUUUUACUCUCUGCCUCUGGAGUGUUGUGCUUUGUGUUCCUGCUGAAAAAUUACAUUUCUUUCACGGGUUUCACUUUAAGUUACUGGUGUGAGUUUAUAGCAGCAUUCCUGUUUUUUCUUAAUGGCAUCAGUGGCAUUCAUUUAAACAGUGUUGUGUCUUUUAAGAACCAUAUCAGAAAAAUUCAGAGAAAAUAAAUAGUAUAAAUAUUACUUAUGUCCUGUUUCAUUUCACUGCCACUGAAGAUGACAACUGAGAUAAUCGAAGGCUACAGAUGCAAUCAAAUAGAUCUUUCAUUUCCUGUGAUUUGAUGACAGUGAAACAACGUUGAGACAUUUAUGGUUUUCACACUGCAGUAUGCACACAUGCACAUUAUAAACAUUUAGAUUCAUCUUGUUUAAUCACUACAAAUAAAGUUGGAGAUCUGUACAAAUGUA
Protopterus annectens (West African lungfish) is the source of this 1280-nucleotide messenger RNA. It is a transcript of the gene TMEM37, whose product is annotated as transmembrane protein 37. Lineage: Eukaryota; Metazoa; Chordata; Ceratodontiformes; Protopteridae. The record is from RefSeq and is a predicted model, not a curated record. Gene Ontology annotation, molecular function: voltage-gated monoatomic ion channel activity; calcium channel activity. The transcript is spliced from 2 exons. Gene Ontology annotation, cellular component: membrane. Bases 450 to 1040 code for a protein of 196 amino acids.